AUUGUUAUUCCCCCUUAAAACAACAUGGCGGCGCCCUUCAAUGUACACAAAAGUAUUGCAAAAAAACAUUGGAUGAUUUGUUGAAAUAAAUGUAACAAAGACUACUAUUUGAUGAUUAGCUGGUUUGUAACAGUCACUGUACGAUAUCGUAUAUAUUCUACUAUGUGUGACUGUUAGUUAAGUCACUUACUUAUAUCGACUAUGACUAAUAUACUUAUAAUUUAUAUGAUUUAAUUUUACCUACACCCCCCCCCACUCCAAAACCAAUUAUAAUUAGGCCUAUAAUUUAUGUUAUUGAUAAUGUUGUUGUUUUUUUUUUACUUUUAAGCUUUAUUUUUUAAAAUAGAAGUUAAGUAUAGGCAUGGAGCUCAGCCCCAGUGGCUUUUCCUAAAAAAAUAAAUCUCAAUUUACUUGGUAGGUUCUGGCUUUUUUUAAAAUGAUGCCCCAAUUUUUUACCGUGUAAUUAAUUCUUAUUUAAAUACAUUUUAUUUUAUGCUGAUCUGACUUCGAGUUUGAACCACGUCAAAUUUCACCAGUAACUUUAUUUUUAGCAAUGACUGUGAUAAUGUGACCUGCACUUUCCCCUGAAUAAUAUCUUAUAACAAUGGCUGAUACACAUCUGCAAAACAACAUUCCGUCCCUACAAAAACUCAUGCUUUUUUUGGUUAAAAUUCCUUCUUUUUUUUUUCGUUCAUAUUUUAUCAUUCUUUUAAAACAGUAUAAUAAAAAUAAUGUAACUUUAAAUCUAAGCAAAAUUUAAAUUAAAUUUUACAUGUUUCUUAAAUGUGCUUCCUUUUCAAUUAAGUUAGUUUAAAAUCUUCAUUUUUCCCCUUUAAAAAAAAUACUGUAUUGUUAUAGCAGUUUUCCCCAAGCCCGGACUUGAAUUAAAUACUACAUGACUUGAAUUAAGCACAUUUUUUUUUUUCAGAUAGCUGGACGACCCAAAAGCCAUUUCUUUGCUUUUUAUUCAGCUUAAAAGAAAGUCCUGACUGACAGCCACAUAAACUGAAAUACAAGACUUGAUUCUUUCACCAUCUGGACUUUUUUUUUUACUGUUGAAUGAAAGGAUGGCAUCUACUUGUGGCCUGGUUGUUCGUCAGUUCUCCACAUCUACCCGCCUGCUGAAGAAACCAAAUAUUUCUAAACCAAGAGUUCCAUGGACGGAGCGUAGAAUCUUGAAUGCUGUAACCAUUCCUUUAUUUCCUCCAGAUCCACGACCUUUGCCUCAAAAGUGUUUUGAUGAAUUAAAAUCUAAAGAGGAAUCUAAAAAUUCAGAGGUAAUAAAAAUAUAGACUUUAAAAAUAAUAAAUUUUUUUUUCUGCAGGUUUUCUCUCCUUUUGCUGAGUUACUAUCUCUGUAUAGUGUUGAUAACUAUUUUUCUUUAUUUUGUUUUUCCUUUUACAAAUCAUAGCUUUUAUGUUUACAUGAAGACAAUGCAAUCCUAAAUCUGAUCAUGCUGCAAAAUAAAAUGGUUUUACCACUUAUGCCGGGUCAGUUAUUUGGGAGAACCUAUGAAGUGGCCUACGGGUUGGCUUAGAUCAUUUCUCAAAUGUUAUUAAGAAUAUAAGCCAUCCAUCAUACUGUCAACUUUUCUCGGGGGAAAACUUCAUAAACAGUUAAAUAGCAUUAUAGUUAUAGCAUUAUGUUGAGAUUUUAUUUAAUUUGGAAACAUUUACUAAAAAUUUGUGGUGACUUUUUUUUGUUUUCUUCCCAGCUUUCUGCUGCAUAUCAGGCAUUCCGAUUACGGCAGACUGUGAAAAUGUUCAAUGAAAAUCAAAUGGUUGCGAUCUGUCAUAUUUUACCCAUGGCGAAAAGAGACGCAUUCAAUGUCAGAACAAAGAUUGUCACCGCUGGGAUGGGUUUCAUGUUUUCAAAUAACAAAUGGUCAAAGUAAGUGGUGGCUUACAAUAAACUGAGAUGGUGACAUGAUAAAAAUGUGUUAAAUUAACAAAAAAAUGCUCACAUUUUAAAGAUGCCAUACUGUUCAUUUGAGCUGUUGCUCUGUUAGUUGCUACUGAAUCCUCUUUUUCUUUUCUUUUGUUCAGCAUUAAUAUUAUUCUUAAUUGACACUUGUUUUAACCCUCAUUUUUUUUUUUUCAAUAUUAACAUUAUUUCAAUUGACACUUGUUUAGCCAUAAUUUUUCCAAGCGAUCCGUUGUAGUUAGCCUUUUUUUUUUCUUUUCUUUUACAGGGCAGCAGUUGAAAAUACACGAUUGCGCAAUUUGGAGCCAUAUUUUACUUCUGACAACGUAUACAUUGUUAGUCAGGAUAACAAAGUUAAAGAAAUGGUUGCCAUUUUACGAAAGACACCGGAGCUACAACUCCUAGGUACUUACUGUUACAGGACUGUUAUAGCACUCUGCCAAAAUCACAUUUAAUGUUCCAUUCAACUUGAUAAAUUAUCAUAUCGUUAUAAUUUGGCAAAGCUUUGAAUUACAUAACUGCAUCUCAAUCCCCUACCAAAGAUGUAAUUCUCUUAUGCACACCCAUCUCCUUUUCAACCUGCUGUUGCAACAGAAGUGUACCUUUCACCCUCAGUUUUCAUUCCAAGCAUUUUUAGGAAACAUCACAGUUGAUUAAAAAUAUUUAAAAUGCAAUAUGUGCCAAAAUUUUCAGUACAGAAAAUACGGCAUCUAACCCCACCCCCCACCCCCCAAUGACACCUGUUAACAUCAUAUUUCCGACGGAAGUUCUGCGCUUCAAGGAAAACAUUUCAUUGUUUAGCAUUAUUUCCACUGGUACUUCACUACACACACAGCCAUGCUUGGUCCACACUUUGAGAUCAACAACCCACGCUCAAAAUGAAAGUACCGGUAUAUCAAUUCUUUAUUAUUGUGGCCAUUGGCAGUUGAAAAAAUUGUCAUGACACUACCUCUUGUUCUCAUCUUCACUGACUGACUAGCUUGCACCUUCUCACUACAAUGAUCUCUCAGCAUACUGACCACAACAGAACUCCAUGAACAAACCCCAUGAACUGACCAUAAACACUCAAAAACCCCCUCCCCCUUUCAUAAACAAACUGUCUCAUGCUCCCAAAUCAGUUCAUUGCAUAAUUGUUUGAACGAAUGAUAACCACACACAUAUUCUCCAGCAUUUGCCCUUGAAAAGUCUAAUUUGAAAGGGCCAGACAUGUUAGCAAGGAUGGGGUAUUGUGGUGGAAAAAUUUUUACCAUGGUGUAGAAGGAUCUAGAUACCUUGACUUCCCAUUCACUUGAUCUUACACCAGCGCAUGUCUAUGUGGGAAUUGUCAAAGGAACGUGUGUUUAGCUGUGAAGAUCCAUUAAGAACUGUGCCCACAUUUUGCGAGGGAUUUAUCUCUUUCUUGCAGGAGUCUGCCAAACACCAUUGCUUAUGGCUCUGUUUGAGAAUCUGAACGCUUACUUUAGCGAGUGAUGCACACAGACACAUAAGAAUACCAUGUUAAAUCAGUGUGUGUAUAAGCGGUUGUUUUAUUUUUGCCAAAUCAACACACUAAACAUUUCCUCUCAGGAAAUAUAAACUAAGAGAUUAUACAAAAUUAUAUUGCUCAGCUUUUCUUUCAGUAAAUUUAUUUUUUUUGUGCAUGUUGUAUUUAUCAUUUUGUCCCGUUUAAAAAAAACUAGAUUGUCUCCCCCUGAUAUCUGACAUCUUCAACAGUGACAGCUUAGUCAUAAUAAUAUCAUUGCUGUUCAAUAUCUGACAUGUUCCCCAGUGACAGCUUAGUCAUACCAUAGCUCUUCAAUAUCUGACAUGUUCCCCAGUGACAACUUAGUCAUAUCAUGGCUCUUCAAUAUCUGACAUGUUCCCCAGUGAAAGCUUAGUCAAAUCAUGGAUCUUCAAUAUCUGACAUGUUCCCCAGUGACAACUUUGUCAUAUCAUGGCUCUUUGAAAAUUUAUUCUUUUUUUUCUGUUUCAGGGGGUCUUGUUGAAAAUCAAAUAUUAUCUCGGGACAUGAUGAUGAACAUCGCCAAAUUGCCACCUCUAGAUGUUUUACGAGGUGAGCUCGUGUCCAUCUUGUCUGCAUCUGCUGCCAAAACAUCUCGGCUGCUUGGCAAGCACCAACAGGAUCUGGCCAUCAACCUGGACCAGUUGGUUAAACAAGGAUCAGCCGAUGCUGAAGCUAAGGAGGGCAAUGAGGAAUAGUGUUGUUUGAUUUAAUUUUUAGGUUCACUGACUAGUUUUCUGGUCCAGUUUGUUUUAUUAUGAAACAUGCCCAUGUCAUUUUGCCAAAUGCGAUGCCAGCAUUCAUGUAUGUGAGCAAAUAUUUCACAAAUAAAAGGUCAUUAUUUUAACUUAAAGUUUCUUCAAAGUUAUUCAAUUUAUUCUGUCUCCUUUGUUUUCCUCAGAGACCAUCCUCAUAUAACUAUAACAUACACAUUUUGGGAGUUCAAUCAAAUUAGGAAAUUUUGUUUACUUGGUUGGGAUUCAUGUUGAUAGUUAAAUUAAUGAUAGAGAUGGUUGUAUUAAUAUAUUGUUUUGAUUUAUAUUCAUAUGUGGAGGGGGGUCAAAUUGAAUGGUUGGUUAAACUUUGAGGGGAGAGGUCAUAUAAAAGAUAUAUGUAGAG
Lymnaea stagnalis (great pond snail) is the source of this 4543-nucleotide messenger RNA. The record is from the annotation of a GenBank genome assembly. NCBI's taxonomy places the organism in Eukaryota, Metazoa, Mollusca, Gastropoda, Lymnaeidae.